AUGUCGAAUACAAAUACUGCUUGUCGUCGUAUUUGUUGUUGUCGAAAGUCAAAACUGCGUCCUACUGCAACAACAAUAAUCAACAAUGAAUCUUCAUCAUCACCAAAAGAUAAGAAAAUGUCGAAUAAUCAGUCAAUAAACGAAAUCAUGUCAACAUCAAAUUUUAACGAUGAAAUUCAAAGCGAUAUUGAUUUAGAUCGUUUAACAAAGCAAUGUCUCGAAACAAUAAAUGAAUAUCGUUUUCAACUAGGAUUUUCAUCACUUAAACUUUCUUCGGAGCUUACUAAUCGAGCACUUGAUCGAGCGACACAAUUAUCAGUUCAAAAUUAUAUAGAAAACACCACUCAAUUUGAUCUUGUUCAUAAUAAUGAACCUAUCGGCGAAACAGUCAUGUCUUGUCAAGCACCGGCCAAUGAUGGUUCAGAUAUUGCUAGAUUAAUUCAUGAUGAACUUAUUGAUGAUUUUGAAAAUGAUACGUUACACACCAAUAUUAAAUCCCGAUUGUAA
This is a messenger RNA of Adineta steineri, 507 nucleotides long. NCBI's taxonomy places the organism in Eukaryota, Metazoa, Rotifera, Eurotatoria, Adinetida, Adinetidae. The record is from the annotation of a GenBank genome assembly.